Messenger RNA from Plectropomus leopardus (leopard coralgrouper), 1533 nucleotides. It is a transcript of the gene map3k7cl, whose product is annotated as map3k7 C-terminal like. Lineage: Eukaryota; Metazoa; Chordata; Actinopteri; Perciformes; Serranidae. Gene Ontology annotation, cellular component: nucleus; cytosol. The record is from RefSeq and is a predicted model, not a curated record.
AGCUGCCUGCGCCCUGUUGUGUUGCUCUCCGCCGCGUGGCCGCACUCCGUGGAUAACAUGUCCAUGCCCACGCUAACUUGAGCUGCUGGUUGUGUGGAUGGCCGCCUUGACUAUGUCGGAAAACUUUUGAAUAUAAACUAAAAUUGUCUUAAAAGGGAAGCGGAGAUUAAACCUUGGAGAGUUAGUUGUGCCAUGCAGCGGCUGAGAGACGACCUGUGCUGAUUCUGAAGAGUCCUCAUUGCGGACCGAUAGGGGACAGACAACAAUCAAUAUUGUGGACGUACUCUUUUGACUGAUUUUUUUUUUUAAACUUUAUUAGACGGAAUUUCCUGGGACAGGUUCGCGCUGCUUCAGGAAUAAAUGAUCACCUCAACCAGAAGAGUGUCCCCUGAUAAAUCUGAAGUUAGAAUUGCCUUCAGCCUCGACGACACAUCAGAUGUAAAAGAUGUGGAGGACAUCCCUCAGACUUUCCCAGACCUCGAACAGCGACUACAGCCAGUGCCCCCCUGUGUGUCUCUGAGAGAGAGCGUUCAGGUGUACAAGGAGCACUGCAGGAUGGCGAGAGAAUUCCACCAGGUCAAACACGAGAUCGCCGUGCUCGAGGACCACAAGCGCAAGUUGCUUGCAGAGAUGGUUGAGGAUGAGCAGGUUGCCAUGGAGAUCGCCCGUCUAGAGGAGGAGUUUAGGCGUCUAACAGAGGAGAACCGCACCUUGGUGACUGUGCACAAUGAGCGUGCUCAGCAGCUGGAGAGGCUCUGCGUGACCACCCGAACGAGGCAGGACUCCUCGUGACCUCUGACCUCCGCGGAACCUGAGGCCUCCAAACAUCCAGUUGACGCCAGGCCAGGACAACCAAGCAGAAAUAAAGGCUCAGUCAGUGCUACACAACCACAGUCAGUGAAUCAGCCAAUUACACAGUGAGGCGUCGUAUUUAUUCAUGUCUGAGUAAUUUUUUUGAACCACUGACGUGCUGUCAUCAUCAGUGUGAAGCUGUUGUAGUGAUUCUACCAGGCUAUGACACAAGACCACUUUUUCUGGGUUUUGUCAUUGUGUGAUCUUGCAGAACCUUCCUGGUCGCCACUGCAAUACCUUGCAGUAUAUUUAUGUCAGCUGCUGUGAAUGUGACCAGAUGCUCUGAUAUGUCUCAGGUCCUGUGGAGAAUCAGAUCUUUUUACCUGAGGUCUGCGAAGGGAGCCAAAGAUUGUAUGAUGUGGUCCAAAUGACAUAUUUUGAGGAGUGUUUCCCCUCCCCUCUCCCUCUUCCCCACCUCCCACACUUGCCUGUCAAAGUUCCUGUAAUGAUAAAAGGAAAUGAGUGUGUAACAGAGUGUCGGGGAUCGGGAAAUUAUAGCCAUUUGUACGAAACAGCAAAAGAAGAAGGGUGAUUGUUCAUUUCACAAUCUGCAGUAACAUAAUACUGUUAGAGUUGUACUUUUUUUUGACAUCUCACCCACCUGUAGAUGGAGAAGUAUACAACAAGAUAAACUGUUGCUUAUCAUCCUCGUCUAUUAAUAAAAUGCAUUUUAUUUUAACA